GUUGGCGCAAGAAAGGUCAUUCACUAGCGCUAGCACGCUUACUUUGAAAAUUCAACGUCGAUAGAUUGGAAAUAUCCUACAACAAUAUAAUUUAUGAUGAUUCAAUGUUUUUUUUUUCAACUCAUCACCAUGUUGCUCAUCUUGUUUAUGCUACUAUCUUUGCUUGGUACCUCUACUGCUUCUUUUCCAAUAACCAUAAACUUUAAUAUGUCCAAUUGCUAUAACUCGUCAUUGUACGAUCUUAAUAGCACGUUCGAAACCAAUUUCAAUCAACUCUUGUCCAGUUUGGUAUCUCGAGUUUCGAGUGCCAAAAAUGGUUUGCUUAAGCACAAGCAAGGUCAAGACAAUCAAGAUCCCGUUUACGGCCUUGCCUUGUGUCGGGGUGACUUGUAUCCCAACGAGUGUCAUGAAUGCAUUCAAAUGGCAAGCAACCAAAUAAAAAGUUUUUGUCCAAGGGCGACACAAGCAAUAUUAUGGAAGGAACCUUGCAUGAUUCAAUACUCUAACCAAUCUUUUUUCUCUCUUUUACAAGAACAACCUUCGCAAGCAUUAUUCAAUGAAAAUAAAGUCACAAACCAAGUACAAGAUUGGAUUACGUUGAUCAAGAAUUCAUUGGAUGAGAUAACAACGAACGCAGCUUCUAGUACGUCUAGUAAGAUGUACGACAUGACUGAGGUAUGGUAUUCACCUAUGACUACGAAUGUGUUCACUAUGGCUCAAUGUACUCCCGACUUAUCAACGGAGAAUUGCACCAAGUGCUUCAGUACAGCUAGAUCUCAACUUAAUGAAACUAAUCGCGUGGGAGGAAUAAUGCUGAUGCCUAGUUGUACUCUUAGGUACGAGGCUUAUCAGUUUACCCAUACUUCAAAUUCAACAAGAAGCAUGGCUCCUCCCCCAACAAGUACAGUGACAAAAAAUCGAGAAAAGAAAGCAUCAACAAAGAAAAUAGUGGUUGCAGUCAUUGUGCCAAUUGCUGUAUUAGGAAUUAUAAUUACCGGCAUUUGUUUCUUUAGAAAGAAAGCAAAGAAGUACUCUUCUCCGGAUGUUAAAAACGUGCUAGGAGAUUUGACAACCGUGGAAUCCUUAAUGUUCGAUCUUAAGACACUAGAAGCUGCUACGAACAACUUUUCGAAUAACCAAAUACUUGGUCAAGGAGGCUUUGGUAGUGUCUAUAAGGGAACUCUGGCAAAUGGACAAGAAAUAGCAGUUAAAAGGCUAUCUAAGAUUUCAGGCCAAGGAGUGGAAGAAUUUAAGAACGAAGUGGUAUUAAUUGCCAAUCUUCAACAUAGAAAUCUUGUUAAACUAUUGGGAUUUUGCUUGGCAGGAGAAGAGAAGUUACUUGUGUAUGAAUUUGUUCCCAAUAAAAGCUUAAACUACUUCCUAUUUGAUGCGCGAAAGCAAGGAGAAUUAAAUUGGUCUACACGCUACGAAGUUAUAAGAGGCAUUGCUAGGGGACUGCUUUACCUUCAUGAAGACUCACGGCCAAGAAUCAUCCACCGUGACCUAAAAUCUGGAAAUAUUUUGCUGGAUGCAAAUAUGAACCCAAAAAUUGCAGAUUUUGGUUUAGCAAGAAUCUUCAAGGUUGAACAAACAGUGGAUGACACUAGCAGAGUCGUUGGAACAUAUGGUUAUAUGGCUCCAGAAUAUGCAAUGCAUGGACAAUUUUCCGUAAAAUCAGAUGUAUACAGUUUUGGUGUGUUGGUUUUGGAGAUUGUAAGUGGCAAGAAGAUUAGUACAAAAUUCCACCAACAAGGCGAUGGAGAUCUUUUGACCUAUGCUUGGAGAAGUUUGAAUGAAGAAAAACCCUUGGAUUUCAUGGACUCGACAUUGAAGGAUACUUACUCGAGUGUAGAAGUGUUGAGAUGCAUUCAUCUAGGCUUAUGGUGUGCACAAGAGAACACAAAUGGGAGACCGACCAUGUCAACAGUUGUUCAUUUGCUCAACAACGAUACAACCACCAACACAAUGCCAACACCACCACACCCUCGAAUUUUUUACAAUAGUAGUAGUACUGAAUCAUCUCUUUUGUCAAGAUUAAGUGUACAAUCAACGACAUCAACAAGCAAUACUAGUGAGUCAAAACCAUUGUAUGAUCAAAAUCAAAUCACCGUUAGUGAGAUGCUUCCCAGGUGAUUUACUCUGGCUAUUAAAGACAUGUACUUAAUGAAGACACAAUUAGUGAGAUAUGAGAUGCAGUUAACUUUGAUAGCCAUUCAGUUGUUUGAUUUGUUGUAUAAUUUCUCCUUUUUUCUA
Chenopodium quinoa (quinoa) is the source of this 2253-nucleotide messenger RNA. Its product is annotated as cysteine-rich receptor-like protein kinase 5. Lineage: Eukaryota; Viridiplantae; Streptophyta; Magnoliopsida; Caryophyllales; Amaranthaceae. Gene Ontology annotation, molecular function: protein kinase activity; ATP binding. The record is from RefSeq and is a predicted model, not a curated record. Bases 94 to 2133 code for a protein of 679 amino acids. The transcript has 7 exons. Gene Ontology annotation, biological process: protein phosphorylation.